Messenger RNA from Vespula pensylvanica (western yellowjacket), 2257 nucleotides. RefSeq names its product piggyBac transposable element-derived protein 4. NCBI's taxonomy places the organism in Eukaryota, Metazoa, Arthropoda, Insecta, Hymenoptera, Vespidae. The coding region runs from base 479 to 2212 and encodes 577 amino acids. The record is from RefSeq and is a predicted model, not a curated record. The transcript has a single exon.
UUGUCUCGACGCGAGAGCGAAACAGGCGCGUUUUCAACAGUUUUUGUCAACUCGCGUAAAGAUUACUCGUGAGAAUUGCUUAUUUUUAUACGUGGUCUUUAUAUACGAACAUUUUUUUAAACAUCUGAAAAGAUAACCUCGUAUAACCUUUACCUUUCGAGUGAGCGCUCGAUCGCUAAUAUCCGAGAAAAAUUGCGAUCGUAAGAAUUCGCAACAUCUUCUCCAGCGCCUUAAGAUUUAACCGUUCGAAGUAGAGUGUGACUCGACAAGUCGGUUGCUAUGGUAAUCCUAUGUCGAGUGUGACUCGACAAUAAUGGUCGCUAUGGCAACUUUAUGUCGAGUACCACUCGACAUAGUUUUCCUUUUACUCACGACCAGCCUUAUGCGUCGCAUUUUGUCAGUCGUUACUCUACAGCAGUGUCGAACGUACUGCUUCCGUUCUCAAUUCUUAUAAAAAAAAAAAAUCAUCGGUUAAAUAAUGUGCGACACUGACAGUAGUGAUGACGAAUACAUGGAUACUUAUAAUUUACUUACUUCUCGACGUAAUAAAAGAACGAUUAACGAUAUAUAUUCGAGUGACACAGAGGAUGAAAACGCUGCUAGUAAAACGCAAAGAAAGUGUAGAAGAUUUAUUUCCGAUUCGAGCGACGACGAAGAGGAAUGUAGUAAAGUAUACUACGAUGGACUCUCUGACAUUUGGGUCGAACUAACUUCGAAAGAUGACGAAAAUACAACGAUUCCGUUUUCGAUCGGACAAGAAAGAAUCGGCCCGCAAAACUGUGAUAAUUGUAUAGAUCCGUUAGACUAUUUUCAAUUAUACUUCACCAAUGAAUUGAUUGAAAAUAUUGUUGUAAAAACGAACAACUAUGCCCGUUCGAAAAUUGCGAAGAGAGUAUUGUCCGAAAGGUCGAUAUGGAAUACCUGGAAGGAUUUAACCGUAUCAGAAAUGAAAGCUUUUUUAGGACUUGUAUUGAAUAUGGGAAUUGUUCGUUUAUCUAAUAUACAGGAUUAUUGGUCCAAAGAGGAAGAAUUUCACGUACCAUUCUUUUCUAAAGUCAUCGAUAAAGGUCGAUUCAUGCAAAUAUUUUGGAUGUUACAUUUAAACGAAGUACACGAACCAAAUGCAAUAUUAGAAACUAGAUUACAAAAAGUGAGCAAAUAUCUUGAAUAUCUAGAUUUGAAAUUCCGAGAACAUUUUAUUCCUAACAAAUGUAUUUCCAUAGUCGAAUCCGUGGUGAAGUACAAAGGAAGAUUAGGUUCUACCGUUUAUAAUCCUCAAAAACCGACAAAGUGGGGCAUUCGUUUGUACGUUUUAACGGAUUCAGAAAGCGGUUAUUUGUAUUCUUUUCUACCGUAUUAUGGAAGUAUAACGACUGAACAUUUACCGUAUCCCGAACUUCCUGUUACCAAUAGAGCAGUUUUAUAUCUCUACAAGAAUCUUCAAAAUUCAAUUCCAGAAGCAAGCGGUUAUCACGUAUAUACUGGUAGAUUUUAUUCCAGUGUAACACUCGCGAAAGAAUUAUUAUCUCAUUCUUGUCACUUUACUGGUAUAAUAAUGACGAAUGGGAAACAUGUUCCGGAUUGUUUUAAAGAAGGGAAGUUGAAAAAGGGUGAUAUUGUAGCUUGUAGAAAUGAAAACGUGUUAUUGUUUCAAUUGAGAGAUAAAAAGAUUGUUAGUAUGAUAAGUACUUGGCAUACCAUAGACGUAGAAACCAAAAACAAAAUACCACACGUCAUACAGGAUUAUAACAAAAAUAUGAGCGGCAUUAAUUUGGCCAACGAUUGCGCUUCGGUUUAUUGUUUUAUGAAAAAAACCUUGAAAUGGUGGCGCAGAUUAUUUUUCUGGGGCUUAGAAAUGUCCGUAAUAAAUUCGUAUAUUCUUUAUAAUUAUAGAGAAAGAGGGAGCAAUCCUACGACGUAUUUAAAAUUUGUUAAAGUUCUCGUAAGAGGGCUAACAAAAGAUUUUUAUUCCACCUCGGCAAAUAUUCCGCGUGUAUUUUUAAAUGAUAACCAACGACUAAAUAACGAGUUACACGUUAUUCAGUUGAACCCUUUGCAUAAACAUAAAGAUUGUAAAGUCUGCUCGAAUAGGAAAAUAAAAGGAGGAAGACGAGAAACGAAUUAUUACUGCGAAACUUGUACCGAUCAUCCCGCUCUUCACGUGGGAGAAUGUUUUAAAAGAUAUCACACUUUGCAAGAUUUUAAAAUGUAACUUUUUAUUGGGACUAAUUCUUUUUUUUUUUUUUUCUUCUUUAUU